CUGGUACAAAAAAGCCAUCAUCAAUAAUCUAUUCCAAAUAGGCAACAUAUUUUUCCUUUUUGUGAUUUUCACUGAUGUUACGAGUGUAUGGCAACAUUUGCGAGUAAAAGAAAACCAAAAUCAAAAUAUAUACGAACAGAAACAAAAGAUAACACUGAAAAUUCAAUUAAUUAAAUGAAAAAAUACAAAUUGAAGAAACUCCAUUUAUAAUCAUGUCUGAAGUGUGUAUUGAUUAAAUCAAAAUAAAUAAAAAACGUGAAAAAUAAAACUAGUAGCAAUAAAAAGAAAUAUUAUGGAACCCAGCAUCAAAUCGGAACCAUGUGAAACCUUAUAUUGUGAACAGGAAAAUGUCAAUGGCUUAAAAAUGCAUAAUCCACAAAGUUUUAAAAGGACUUAUGAGGACAUGAUAGAUAGCAGAAACAAACAGCAACAUCAUCUAAAUAACUUUUUUGGAGAAGUUAAUCAUGUAACGCAUCAGAUAGACAUAGAAAAUGGAGGUUUUAAUCAGGAUUAUAAUAUGCCAGAGCCAAAUGCAUCGGACUGCAGACGUUUAAAGAAAUAUAAAAGAUUAGAAGAAAGUGUGUUAUUUAAUCCGCCGUUUUUUAAAUUGGUGGAGAAAUUUAUAUUACCCUCUCAAAAAGAAGCUAUUGCAGCUCGCUGCUACUCUUGCGGCAGAAUCGUAAAAGGCAAUCGUGGUAUUUCAUCCAAUUUUAUUAAACACAUGAAACGUGCCCAUCCGGAGGUUAAUCAAAUCUAUGAAAACUAUAAAGCAAACAAAAUAAAAGCAGGUCAAUUUCCCACAUUAGCACAAAUACAAGAAACACACAAUAUAACUACAAAUUUUGCAUCAGGUUCAGACAGUAAUGCUACCUAUUCAAAUGAUGAGACUAAUCAAUUUAAUGAAGUGGAUAAUCCAUUAGAAGCUGCCUCCGCCAUUUAUGAGUCUUCAGAUGAAAAUGAGGAAGAGAAAAGUUGCCUAGAAUCACAAAUGCAAGUAGUAAAUAAUAAAGAAUGUGUUGCUCAGGAAUUACCAGCAAAAACUUUAGAAAUAUUUCAACAAAUGAUAGAGGAAAAAUUGCAAAAUUAUGUCCAACAAAAGGAAUAUGAACAAUUAAAUGGUAAAUUCAAUGAAAUAAUUAAAAAACAACCUUCUAGUGAUGUUAGCACGUAUGCAGCUUUAUCGGAACUAAAAAUAGAAGUGGAUAAUUUAAAAAAGGAAUGUGCUGUAUUACGUGUAUCCCUACAACAGUCUCAGGCUAGUAAACGCCAGCUUCAGAACGAACUACUAACCGUGGAGCGACAACUGCACGAACGUAAACUUAUUAUAAGAAAUCUAACAGUAAAAGAUCCGGAGCAACCUUUAGAAUCGGUACAAAAAUUAUUAAGCAACAUUUUGAAUCUAGACGAUAUCAAAAUUCUGAAUUGCUGCGUAAUACCCUCAACGAAAACCACUGCUAACACAGCGCACAAAGAGUGCCUAUCCAUAGAAUUAGAUAGUUCUCAAGCUUGUAAGGCCAUAUUACGUCAAGCGCAUAAAUUAAAAGAUACGGGCAUUUUUAUAGAACCGGAAAUAUCGCCGUUUCAGCGUAAACGUAAAAAUAAAUUAAUGGUUUUGCGCAAAGAGCUGCUGAGACGUAAGCCCGAACUUAAAGUAUUAGUACGCGAUACCACCCUAGUGGUAGAGAGUAAGAAAUUUUAUUGGGAUGAUGUGGAAGGUUUGUGUCAUGACGGUAAAUAUGAGGCAAUUGAGUUGAAUGGUGUUGACUACUUGAAACAGCUUAGUGGUUUAGACUUAAGGGAAUUUAUAAAUGUUUUACAAAAUUAUAAUAUACAAAUAAGUUAAAAUAUUCAGUACAUAUAUAUUUUACAAUUUUUUAUUUAAUAUUUAUUGAUUUUCCAAAAAAGUUGUUUUUUUAAUCUGAAAAAACAAAAAAUAAAGAGAUUUUUAACGGAAAAAUUCAACUAGUCAUGAUAAAAAUAUUGUUCUAAUAUGACUAGAGUGGAGUUUAGAGUAAUUCACUUACACUCAAAUAUGUACUCAAGUAUGUAUUAUAUUUUCUUAUUAUAUUAUCUUAUAUAAAUGUUUAUAUUUCAACAAAAAAUGUAUUAAAAAUUUUACAAAAAAUAUUUUAAAAA
Lucilia sericata (common green bottle fly) is the source of this 2136-nucleotide messenger RNA. RefSeq lists its product as uncharacterized. The coding region runs from base 293 to 1843 and encodes 516 amino acids. The transcript is spliced from 3 exons. Gene Ontology annotation, molecular function: DNA binding. The record is from RefSeq and is a predicted model, not a curated record. Lineage: Eukaryota; Metazoa; Arthropoda; Insecta; Diptera; Calliphoridae.